Molecule: messenger RNA, 590 nt
Organism: Guyanagaster necrorhizus
Lineage: Eukaryota; Fungi; Basidiomycota; Agaricomycetes; Agaricales; Physalacriaceae
Exons: 3
Coding region: 138-434 (98 amino acids)
Source: RefSeq, a predicted model, not a curated record
CUUCGCCGCAAAAACAUCACAGACCUGGUGGAUUCUGGACGAUUUUCUACCUUCAAAUGCUAAAUAACUACUGAAGCAAACAUUAAAAUCGGCUUACAGGCCAAAACUUGAUGGACGCUGCACACUCUUAAAACUACAUGUUUUCAGGUUUCACUGUUCUGCUAUCACUGAUGGGCGGGCGCUCGAGGAAUACGCGUCCUGUAGCCUAUGACCGGCGUUCCUCCGGGGCCCGACUACUGCCCACCUCAUCCUUACUGCUCUUCCGCUGUAGCUCUUCGGCACCGUUUUUCCUGGUACCAGUGAUUGCGGACUGUCAUAGAGGCUACUAUCAGCACUACGGUGAUACGAGCACGUAUCAGCUACGCACUGCCGCGUUCUUUUCAGCGGCCUUGAUCUCCACUUGUCUGCGGGGAGCUCGGCCUAAACGACAAUAAAUUGAGAACAGACCAACAGACAUCUUUGGGGGUGCAAUCUAUAACCAAGUUUCAUCAGUGCUUCACAAGAACGCCAUUUCUUUGGAACAGGACCUUGGUACGAGUCAUCAAUGCGUUCUGCAGGUGGAGAAAUGGUUAAGAUGGCACAACAUCGAU